This is a messenger RNA of Gossypium arboreum, 1506 nucleotides long. Its product is annotated as mitochondrial phosphate carrier protein 1, mitochondrial. Gene Ontology annotation, cellular component: mitochondrial inner membrane. Gene Ontology annotation, molecular function: phosphate transmembrane transporter activity. Lineage: Eukaryota; Viridiplantae; Streptophyta; Magnoliopsida; Malvales; Malvaceae. The record is from RefSeq and is a predicted model, not a curated record. Gene Ontology annotation, biological process: mitochondrial phosphate ion transmembrane transport. The coding region runs from base 282 to 1208 and encodes 308 amino acids. The transcript is spliced from 6 exons.
GCUGAAUUAGAUUUUGGACCCUGUAUUUUGGAACUGUAAACGUGGAAGCAUUCCAAACAAUUAAAACUAAAACAUGGAAAAACCACCAAGUUUUUAGUCGUCAAUGGCCCCCCUGCUUAAUAUUCUUUCACACCUCACUAACGUGCUAUUAACGCACUCCUUAAUUCCCUGAAUGCCCCAUUUUCCUUUUACACAGCUGAUCACAGAAAUGUGGGUUUUUUGUUCCUCCUGAAUAACACAGUUGCGCAUUGAGAGUUAAGUUUGAAAGAGAGUAAAACAAAAUGAAAAGGGCGGAGAGGAGUUUCCGUGAGGAGUUUUCACCUGGGUAUUAUGGGAUUUGUACUGUUGGAGGAAUGCUUAGUGCUGGGACUACUCAUCUUGCUGUUACACCUCUUGAUGUCUUGAAAGUAAAUAUGCAGGUGAAUCCAAUCAAGUAUAGCAGCAUAUCAUCAGGAUUCUCUGCCCUUUGGAGAGAGCAGGGGCCAUCUUCUCUUUGGAGAGGUUGGUCUGGCAAGUUAUUUGGAUAUGGUGUUCAAGGGGGCUGCAGAUUUGGUCUUUAUGAAUACUUUAAGGAGCUUUAUUCCAAUGUUUUGGCUGAUCAAGACAAGACUUUCAUAUUCUUUCUCAGCAGUGCAUCUGCUCAAGUAUUUGCUGAUGUGGCUCUCUGUCCUUUCGAGGCCAUUAAAGUUCGUGUUCAGACGCAGCGCACUUUCGCUAAGGGUUUGGCUGAUGGAUUUCCUAAACUUUAUAAAACAGAAGGGCUUGCUGGCUUCUACAAGGGACUUUGCCCACUUUGGGGCCGCAAUCUUCCAUUCUCGAUGAUAAUGUUCUCAACCUUUGAGCAUUCAGUGGACUUUAUCUAUGGAAGUAUCAUUAAACAGAGAAAACAAGAUUGUUCCAGGGCUCAACAACUUGGUGUCACAUGCUUAGCAGGGUAUGCAGCUGGAGCAGUUGGUACUGUAGUCUCUAACCCAGCUGAUGUCGUUGUUUCUUCUCUUUACAACAAAAAGGCUGAAAACGUGUUGCAGGCUGUUAGAAAGAUCGGGUUUGUUAACCUUUUUACUAGAAGUCUUCCCGUACGCAUCACACUUGUUGGACCUGUUAUUACUCUGCAAUGGUUUUUCUAUGACACUAUCAAAGUGCUUUGUGGACUGCCUACUAGCGGAGGACUCAAUAGACAACUUCAAGAAGCCAAUUUAUCAUCUUAAGCGCUUUGGACAGUGGAGGGAAAUCUAUAAAGUUCCAUCAGGUCAAGGUAUGCAAACAUCAAACGUUAACACUGCCUACAAUGUUAGCAUAUGAUACAUUAGUUAGAAGGGUAUUUACAUAUAAAUCUUCAAAAAAGUUGUACAAUGUCUUAAAAUUGUUCUUUCAAUCAUUGGACCCCUCCCCCGGUUUUUAGCUCUGAGGGGGUAACAUUGUUCUGUCAUGAUGAGUUCUACACUUGCAGUAAUGGCUGAGAUUAAGGAUUCAAAUAACAACAGACUAGUUUUAUGAUGUUGACAA